Ornithodoros turicata is the source of this 3539-nucleotide messenger RNA. RefSeq lists its product as uncharacterized. The record is from RefSeq and is a predicted model, not a curated record. Lineage: Eukaryota; Metazoa; Arthropoda; Arachnida; Ixodida; Argasidae. Bases 3141 to 3473 code for a protein of 110 amino acids. The transcript has 4 exons.
AUGAUGGUUGGCUAGGAGCAUGCUGUGUGGUAAAGUCCAUUUUUACGCGUGUGGACCAAUCAUGGUCAUCCACCAAGUGUACAAGUGUACGAAGUUGGGGUAGUUGGUAUCUUGACAUAUUGUUGAAUGCAGCAAGAAAGAACACAAGGAAGAACGAAGUUGACACCACGGCUUCAUCCACCAAGCAGAUAAAGAGAAGAAGGAAGAGUGAGAAUGGUCGAGUUUGAAGAAGCGCUCGGAUUGCUCAAGAAAUGGGAAUGUUGGACAGAAAACAGGCGCGAGGAAUGGUCGACAGAAGACGAGUGCUAGCAAUGGUCCAUAGAAAAGAAGCGCUAGGAUUGUUCGCAACCUGCGUGCACGUCAACUCGCAACGGAACUGGAACGAAGCCAUGCGACGACAGACGGGCGAGAAUUACGUAGUAUGGGGACGCAGCAACGAGGGACUUGGCGGCUUCUGAUCACAGCUCUAUACCGACAACAGCAACGACGACUGUAGGCCACACGACGGAUCAGCAGACAGGUCACCAAUUCACUACGACACGCAACGGACAGGCACAGGAAACAAUGAGCGGCAACGCUCCUCUCAAGACCACUCUCGCCCAAGCUUGUGGGCGAAAGAAACCACGGUGACAUCACCAAACUAUGUCGGAUUCGUAGACGUUCACGAUAUGGACAACCUGUGUUCGAGAAUACCCAGGUCAUUAACAAUUCAUUUUUGGCGGCGUGCUGCAAAAGAUUAAGCACGACGAAUAAAAACGACGAGUCGUUAACCAGGACGUUACGACCAGGAACUAUGUGUCAACGAAGGUGAGAGGGUCGUGCGCGUGGAACCUCGCGCAUGGAGGACGAUGUGGCCUCCGAAUCAAACCCUAUUCUCUGCAACGGGGCUGCACGCGGGAUUUCAUCGUCACUGUAACUGAGCUUGACAUAGGAGCAUACGCUCUCCAGCAUAUCCAGCAUACUCAAUUUUUACGCAUACCACGGCGCUCGAAUCACUCUCAACACGCCACGGUCACCGCGACGGUUCUCCUCGGGCUUCCAAUAGUGACACCUUUCCAAGACACACGUUCCAGUACCGGUCGCGGCUGUCUACCGCACCAGAUGCAUCUCCUAUACCCCAUGCAGUCCAGCAACGCAGUCCACGUUUCCUUCCUACCUGGCAUAUCCUAUCGGUUCUGAUCUUGGCAAAGCCAGCAGGCAAACACCUCCUGACAGAAAGGUGUCAUCGGGACCACUGUUCCACCGGGGACCACAGUAAGCUCCGUUCUCGACAUCCACCUGCUGCAUGACGUUCCUCCUCGGCACUUCCCAGGCGACAACCCUACAAGAUCACCGGUAGCUCUGGAGCCCAGAUUGCUUUAGCUCCUCAGUUACAUCCUGUUCUACCCCCUGCCAUAACCACAAGGCGUGUUCCUUAUCUACGUGGUGUGCUCAUUCUCCACCUCCCCGUAACCACUGCAAGCAUCGGUCAGCUUCUGCGGUUGGUAGCGUACCCGUGGACGAUGACGAAGCGCCACCCGGAAGUUUCCAUUAAAGGGACUGAGCUCUACCGUUGGAGCCGACUGUGUCGGCUCCACACGGCGAUUCCAACUUGGAUGUCACACCCACACCUUUUGUGUCGAUGAAUCUGAUAGGUCCGUAUCUUCAUCACACAUAGCACACUGCUAGCCAACCAUAAUCCCUAAUGACAACGUACUCACUCCUUUUGAGUGAACGAACAGCGUUGCUACCUUGGUUUGUGCAGCUACUUCAGACAUUUCGUCAAACUGUUCUCAUUGAUCGCGGAGUCUCUACAGCUACUGCUCAGUAAAAGCAAGACAAGGCGCUAGACGGAUCAUAAACAGAAGCGUUUGAAAUGCUAAAAUGCCAAUUGCUAUGCAUGUUGACGUUGGCACUUUACUCAUCCAUGGCCACAACUGUCAUGGGAGGAGCCCUCUUGCAACAGCAGGAAGACUGACAGCUUCACCCAAUUAUUUACAGCCGGAUGACGAAACAGGACCGGGAGAAAUGCCGCUCCUAUGUGCCUGAAGCUUUAUCAGCAGUUUGGACGAUAGAAAAAUUGUGACCCUCUCUUCUGCGCUUAGAUUGCACUGACCCCACCGACUACGACUGAAUUGGAGGUUGGUGUCUCCGGCGCCUGCGGAAGUUCCGUUUCGGCGUUUAGCACCAGCGCUGCGAAAGGAUGAGCCACGUGGAUCAUUUGGCGAAAAAAUGGAUGUCGUCGAUGGGGUACAGCCAUAAAGGUCCGAGACUGGCCCGCUGCAGCUCAAUAUACUGACCCCCACAUACAGGAACUAAAAGAAGCUUUGAACAGCUGGUAUAGAGAACAAAAGGGAACACAUGAAGCUAGAAUUUCAGCAGAGGAUCUGAAGCGUUUUAAGCAAGGAACGUUGCAAUGAGAAGGAAGGUCUACUGUGAGCAGUCCCAUUAGGGGUUGCAAAUAUUGUGCAGAUGUCAAUAUGAAGCUACCACUUCGACCUUGAGAAGAGAAUGGGAAUGCUACAGAGAACGUAUUGGGUCUCCUCGAAUGCGCUGCUGCGUUAGAAGGUACAUUGACUUAUGCAUAGAGUGCCUCUAUCACCAGGUGAACUACACAGCAUUGGCAAAGUGUCUGUGUAAAUGAGCCACCAGAUACCUUUCGUGAGAAGCAAAAAGGGCAAAGCUUACAGUGGUCACUGCAGGACAUUGUAGCGAUCUUGGGAGCCCUGCUAGAAUCAUUACGGACCGAGGGCGCCGCUGCUACACGAGUUCUGUGUUCAAACUGUACUGCGCGGCACAAAACAUCACACAUUAAAAACACCACAGCUACCUUAAGAGACGACGGCCAAGUGACAACACGUCCUAAUCCUUGCCCGUCUUUGGGGCCCUAUCUUCUUCUACUUCGCAAUGGCGUGAUGAAAAUUUCAACCAUGCUGCUUCCCAGUUCCUGAGCGAACGUGACAGCUCUUCCCGGUGUAGCCUCCAGGGGGUCGACUCACAUGGCGGAUGGCCCUGACAAAGAUGAGUUUCUAAGGCCUCCUGAGUAGCACUUCAUUGGCUACGUUCGAAUAAUAUCUCCCCUAGCUUCUUGCAUUAAUCUUUCACAAUGGCGUGAUCUGUGUCUGAUGAAAAUUUCAACCAUGCAGCUUCCCAGUUCCUGAAUGAACGUGACAGCCCUCCCUCGUGAAGACUCCAGGCUCGUCUAUGGGCCCGAUUCGCAUGGCGGCUGGCGUUUCCACAGCUUCCAAGUUCCUGUGACAAAUGUGACAGCCCCCCACCGUGACUGGUCCCUGCACAGCAUGCAGCUUCCCAGGUCCUGGGCGAAUGUCACAGCCUCCCUCCCUGCCCCUGCCGUUCUCCCUGAGCCCUAUUCCCGUGGCGGCUUAGCUACUGCACAGUAUUCCACUUCCUUGGCGAACGUGACAGUCCCCCGUGCAGGCCCCAGCGAGUGCGACGCCUCCAGUCUCCUCCAUGUGCUCCAUUCCCGUAGCUAGCGCCUCUUUCUCACGGACAAGACAACUGGGACAAGACAGUUUUGCAAUAAAAAGACUGCAUAUAUA